CCUUAAAGCACCCCAAGAGACAAAAAAUCUUCUGCCUAAUCUGUGUAUAAUAAUAAACAAAUCUUGAGUUGUUCUGCGGUUAAAAUAAAUGGAAAGACUUUCGAAUCAAGUCAAUUUUCAUUCCACCGUUAUUUUGGAUAAUUUUUGAUAAUAUCCCAGUAAUUUCAGCUGGCUGAAAGUCAAAAUUUGAGGGGUUCAGGGUUCGUAAAGUUUAUUUUGAGUGGAGGAAGAAAAAACGAAGACAGUCAGUUUGUGUCAGUGUGACAGACGUUUCAGCUGAGGUGCGUGGGAGUGAGCGAUAUAUAUAUAUAUUUUUUUUUUAAAGAAAAUUUAUUAAAAAAUGGGUAGCACUGAUAAAGCCGUUAUUACUGGAUUCAUAUGCAGACUUUGUAGUAAAAUGAAUCGUUUUGUUAUACAUAUUUAUGGGGAGGAGGGCGAGAGGAUGAAACUCGCUGAGAAAAUUAAUGCCUAUCUCCCGAUUGAGAUAAAAAUGAAUGAUCCUCUACCGAAAACGGCCUGUCUACACUGCAUCGAAAGGUUGGAGGCCCAUCACGAGCUCAUGGAGAAAAUAUUAUUCGCAAGAAAACGAUUAGGAAUGGAUUCCGAAAUGAAAGAAGUCUCGGAGCAAACAACAACGAGCACUGUCACGGUGGAUGCUGCACCAGCCUCCAAUUCACCUCCAUGUUGACACAUUGUCCUAUUUAAUUCAUGAGGAAUGAUCGAUAAUAAUCUUCGCUCAAUCAAGUCUCAUAAGUCCUUGUAUUUUCAAUUUUUUGUGUAAUAAUUUAAGCUGUUGAAUCAUCGAAAACAUAUAAUUAUCAUUUUUUAGGCGAAUUUAUUGAUUUUGUUAGGAUGAAUGUCCAUAAAUAAUCUAAACAUUAUUUUAUGAUUUAUUUUUUACCAUUUUUUCAUCUUGCCAAACGAAAUCCUUUUCUUUUCUAUUAACCAAUUUUUUGUUUUUUUUUUAUUACCAUCUUCCACUGGAUAUUUCUCCAUGAAAUGUGUAAAAUCAUUGAAAUCCUUAUUUUUAUUUUAUUUUUUUAAAUAUAAUAUUUAAAGGAAAUCUGUAAAAAAUUUUUGACAAAUGCCAUUGUGAGUAGAUCACUUAAUCAAGUAGAAUCAAUCUAGAUAAUUUUAUUAAAAUUUGGAGUUGCAACUAUAAUUGUGUACUUAAUUAUUUUGAGAACCAAAAAAAUUAUUACGAAGGAUGAAUUGAAAUAUCCAAUUACCCUUGCAUUACCGUUAGAGGUCCCGAAUCACCAUUUCAACUCGAAAAUCUAAAUCUAAUCCACGUCCAUUAGCAAGGUUUUUUUUCAGGUAAUAAAAACAUUCAUGUACGAUAACAAUUAUAUUUGUACAAUUACUGUAUCAUAUAAUGUAUUUUUAUGUAAGAAGGGAGUAUUUAAAAAAAGGAACAUCUUUAAAAUACUCAUAAUCCCCUAAGUAAAUACGUAAUAAAAUUAAAUUGCUGUAUAAAA
This is a messenger RNA of Fopius arisanus, 1478 nucleotides long. RefSeq lists its product as uncharacterized. Bases 341 to 688 code for a protein of 115 amino acids. The record is from RefSeq and is a predicted model, not a curated record. The transcript has 2 exons. Gene Ontology annotation, cellular component: nucleus. Gene Ontology annotation, molecular function: zinc ion binding. Lineage: Eukaryota; Metazoa; Arthropoda; Insecta; Hymenoptera; Braconidae.